AUGUCAUUUGCAGGUUCAGGAUACCGAAGGAGAUCGUCACCGACAAUGGAUCCCAAUUCAUCAGCUCAGGCUUUAGAGAUUUCUGUGACAUGUGGGGGGAUAAAGUUGAGUUUCUCAACCCCCCGAAACCCCCAGUCUAACGACCAGGCCGAGUCGUCAAACAAGACCAUCAUUCAGACACUGAAGAAGCGAUUACAGAAAGCUAAGGGCGCAUGGGCGGAUGAGCUACCCGAAGUCCUCUGGUCAUACCGAACCACGGCUCGCUCGUCAAUGGGUGAGACCCUAUUCUCCCUCACAUACGGUUCGGAAGCAAUAAUCCCGGUCGAUGUGUCAGUCCCGUCCACUAGGCUCCAAUGGGAAGACGAAGAAUCAAACGACCAGAACCUUUGCCAGAACCUGGACACCAUCGACGAGCUACGCGAACGGGCAAGCAUCCGUAACACAGUCUAUCAGCAACAGGCCGCCUGA
Molecule: messenger RNA, 468 nt
Organism: Pistacia vera
Lineage: Eukaryota; Viridiplantae; Streptophyta; Magnoliopsida; Sapindales; Anacardiaceae
Exons: 1
Coding region: 1-468 (155 amino acids)
Biological process (GO): DNA integration
Molecular function (GO): nucleic acid binding
Source: RefSeq, a predicted model, not a curated record